AUGUCUGCAGUGUUCUGGAGGCCUCGCAGGAACACUGUCUCAUACAGCGACAGACACAAACCUACGCUGGUCAAGCAGAGGUGUCUAACCCUGUUCACAGCCUGUGAGCUGGGUGUGUUUGACCUGCUGGCCUCGUCACAGCACCCCCUGUCUCUAGAGGAGGUAGCACUGGGAAUCAGGGCCAGCCAGGACGGGACUGAGAGGCUCCUGGCAGCCUUGAUGUACAGUAACACAGAGCAGUCCAGUGUGUAUCUGACCCAGUCCAGUCCAGUGUCCCUGACCCAGUCCAUCCACUACAGCUCCAAGACCAUCUACCUCUGCUGGCACUACCUGACUGACGCUGUGAGGGAGGGCAGUAACCAGUAUGAGAAGGCGUUCGGUGUCAAAUCUGAACAUCUGUUUGAAGCCCUGUACAGGUCUGAGGAGGAGAUGGUAAAGUUUAUGCAGCUGAUGAACUCCAUCUGGAACAUCUGUGGUCGAGACGUGGUAACGGCCUUCAACCUCUCACCUUUCACAACCAUCUACGACCUCGGGGGUUGUAGUGGAGCGCUAGCCAAGCAGUGUGUGUUGGUGUACCCAGAAUGCACUGUGACGAUCUUUGACCUCCCUAAGGUGGUAAAGACAUCCAGAGAACACUUUGUUACCGACGACAACCAGAGGGUCAGCUUCCAUGAAGGGGACUUUUUCAAAGAUGCACUGCCAGAUGCUGACCUCUAUAUUCUGGCGAGAAUCCUUCAUGACUGGACAGACGUGCGCAGCAUAGAACUACUGACCAAAGUCUACAGGGCCUGCAGACCAGGAGGCGGUGUGUUGGUGGUAGAGGCGUUGCUGUGUGAAGACGGGUCAGGGCCUCUGACAGCCCAGCUGUACUCUCUGAACAUGCUGGUGCAGACGGAGGGGAAAGAGCGGACGGCAGCAGAGUACACUGCCCUGCUGACAGCCGCAGGGUUUCAAAACAUACAGGUGGAGAGGACAGGCAAGAUCUAUGAUGCUGUCCUGGGACGCAAGUAG
This is a messenger RNA of Salvelinus namaycush (lake trout), 1011 nucleotides long. RefSeq names its product acetylserotonin O-methyltransferase-like. The coding region runs from base 1 to 1011 and encodes 336 amino acids. NCBI's taxonomy places the organism in Eukaryota, Metazoa, Chordata, Actinopteri, Salmoniformes, Salmonidae. The record is from RefSeq and is a predicted model, not a curated record. Gene Ontology annotation, molecular function: acetylserotonin O-methyltransferase activity. The transcript is spliced from 9 exons. Gene Ontology annotation, biological process: methylation; melatonin biosynthetic process.